AUGAUUCAAUUAAAGACAAUGAUGAAUUGCAUCGACAACUCGGGGGCUGCUGUGGUCGAAUGUGUAAAGGUCAUGCGAAUGAAACGACACGCAAAGAUUGGCGAUCGUGUUAUUGUGGUCGUACAGAAGCAACGAAACUUCUCGGAGUCUGGACCUGGAGCAAGUGUCUCAACAUCGGCAGCGAACAAGGUCCGGAGAGGAGAUAUCAGGCAUGCGGUUGUGGUCAGGACGGCGAAGAAGCUCCAGCGGCCUGAUGGCAGUGUGGUGAAGUUCGACGACAACGCGUGCGUGUUGAUCAACAAAGCGGGGGAGCCCAUAGGUACCAGAUUGAAUGGUGUCGUAGGUGUGGAAUUGAGGAAAAUGAAGUGGUCAAAGAUCUUGUCGUUGGCACCAAUGCAUUUGUAG
Molecule: messenger RNA, 405 nt
Organism: Cadophora gregata
Lineage: Eukaryota; Fungi; Ascomycota; Leotiomycetes; Helotiales; Ploettnerulaceae
Exons: 4
Coding region: 1-405 (134 amino acids)
Biological process (GO): translation
Cellular component (GO): ribosome; mitochondrial large ribosomal subunit
Molecular function (GO): large ribosomal subunit rRNA binding; structural constituent of ribosome
Source: RefSeq, a predicted model, not a curated record